Molecule: messenger RNA, 2565 nt
Organism: Spinacia oleracea (spinach)
Lineage: Eukaryota; Viridiplantae; Streptophyta; Magnoliopsida; Caryophyllales; Amaranthaceae
Product: transmembrane 9 superfamily member 3
Exons: 7
Coding region: 372-2159 (595 amino acids)
Biological process (GO): protein localization to membrane
Cellular component (GO): membrane
Source: RefSeq, a predicted model, not a curated record
CACGGAAAAGUCACGUUUCCAUAUCUUGGAUCUCCCCCUUCCGUCACUCACACUCUAAUAAGAGAGAGAAAAAGCGUCGGUGGGUAAGGGGGAGAACACACUCACUUGCACACUAUACCGUACUUACUACUUAGGCAUUCAAUCACUUUCCAUUUUAUUUCAUUUCCCCUUUUAAUUUCUCUUUCUUUCAAUUCUUCCCCCAAAUUUAUCUCUUACGUUAGUCCCCUUUCCUUACAAAUCAAAUCAAACCCUCAUUUUCUUCCUUCAAAUCUCACAAUUCGAUCUUAAUUAUUUCAUUCUCUUAUCUCCAUUUCGUAAUUAUUCUGCGAUUUGGAGAGAGAAUCAAAGAGCAGACCUAGAUUUUGAAGAAAAUGGAGAAAUCCAUGGCCACUUUAUCGGUGGCCGCCAUUCUUGUUGUGUUGUUUCUUUCUGGUGUGAGCGAAGUCAGAUCCGACGCCUCCGAUCACCGUUACAAAGCUGGAGAAGCAGUUCCUCUUUACGCCAAUAAAGUCGGGCCUUUCCAUAACCCUAGUGAAACAUACCGCUAUUUCGAUUUGCCGUUCUGUAUCCCAGAUCAUGUGAAAGAAAAGAAGGAAGCUCUUGGUGAAGUGCUGAAUGGAGAUCGUCUAGUCAGUGCUCCUUAUAAGCUCGACUUUCUAGUGGAUAAGGAUUCCGAACUUAUCUGCAAGAAAAAAUUGACAAAGGAAGAUGUAACUAAGUUUAGAGAUGCAGUAUCAAAAGAUUACUACUUCCAAAUGUAUUAUGAUGAUUUGCCAAUAUGGGGUUUCCUUGGUAAAGCAGACAAGGAGGGCAAAAUGGACCCAAGCGAGUACAAGUAUUAUCUGUAUAAACAUAUUCAUUUUGACAUCUUUUACAACAAGGAUCGUGUUAUUGAAAUCAAUGUUCGAACUGAUCCUAACUCUUUAGUUGACAUUACUGAGGAUAAAGACGUUGAUGUGGAAUUUAUGUACACUGUAAAGUGGAAAGAGACUAACACUCCUUUUGAGAAAAGGAUGGAUAAAUAUUCACAAUCUUCUUCUCUUCCUCAUCAUCUAGAGAUCCACUGGUUCUCCAUCAUUAACUCAUGUGUCACUGUACUCCUCCUGACUGGAUUUCUUGCCACAAUUCUCAUGCGAGUUCUUAAGAAUGAUUUUGUCAAGUAUGCACAUGAUGAGGAAACAGCUGAAGAUCAGGAAGAAACUGGAUGGAAAUAUAUCCAUGGGGAUGUAUUUAGGUUUCCAAAGUACCAAUCGUUGCUUGCAGCUUCUCUUGGAUCUGGCACCCAGCUGUUUGCCCUUACGUUUUUCAUAUUCCUACUUGCCCUAGUAGGAGUGUUUUACCCAUAUAACCGAGGAGCCUUGUUCACAGCUCUUGUUGUCAUUUAUGCUCUCACAUCUGGAAUUGCUGGCUACACUGCAACCUCCUUUUAUUGCCAAUUGGAAGGGACAAACUGGGUAAGGAACCUCUUAUUAACGGGUUGCCUGUUUUGUGGGCCUUUGUUUCUGACCUUCUGCUUCCUGAACACGGUAGCAAUUGCGUAUAAUGCUACUGCAGCUCUUCCUUUUGGGACUAUUGUAGUGAUUCUUCUUAUCUGGACACUUGUGACGUCACCAUUGCUUGUUUUGGGUGGGAUUGCUGGAAAGAAUAGCAAGGCUGAGUUCCAAGCUCCAGUUCGCACAACAAAAUACCCCAGAGAAAUUCCACCACUGCCAUGGUACCGUGGAACUGUCCCUCAGAUGGCAAUGGCUGGAUUUUUGCCAUUUAGUGCGAUAUACAUAGAGCUCUACUACAUAUUUGCCAGUGUUUGGGGUCACAGGAUUUAUACUAUAUACAGCAUCUUGUUCAUCGUCUUCAUUAUAUUGAUUAUAGUUACCGCUUUCAUCACUGUGGCAUUGACAUACUUCCAACUUGCUGCUGAAGACCAUGAGUGGUGGUGGAGAGCCUUCCUAUGUGGUGGUUCCACGGGUCUAUUUAUCUACGGCUAUUGCUUAUAUUACUACUACGCACGUUCUGAUAUGACCGGUUUCAUGCAAACAUCAUUUUUCUUCGGUUAUAUGGCUUGCAUUUGCUACGGCUUCUUCCUCAUGCUUGGAACUGUUGGUUUCCGUGCCUCACUUCUGUUCGUCCGCCAUAUUUAUCGGUCUAUCAAGUGUGAGUAGAAAAACAGUGGAACUUCAGGUCUGUGCCGGUGACAUCAUUACUCCACACGCCAUCACCAGUAAUGUUCUGGUGUUGUAACCAACGUCGUCAAAUCUCAUCAGGCAGAAGUAUGCUUAUCAACUUGGUCUGCAUCUCUGUGGUUGCAGUUUUAGCUUCACACGAGAUUUUGCUCCACCAGCCUUGUUGAUUAUUAAAUUCGGUUGGAUGAAGAACAAAGUCUCAGUUCUGGAGAAUUAUGGCAUGUAAUAGAAUACUAGAAUUGUACUUGAUCAAUUUUGAAGAGAUUUUUUGACAUUAAUUUGGAGAAAUAUCCGAUUUUAUAUAUACUUGUUUGUAUCCCUUAGUUAAUUUUCUUCUAGUUAGUACUCCAUAUGAAAUGAAAAUUUCAUCCUUUAGAUCUGGAAA